This is a messenger RNA of Neohortaea acidophila, 447 nucleotides long. RefSeq names its product Swi5-domain-containing protein. The transcript has a single exon. The record is from RefSeq and is a predicted model, not a curated record. Bases 1 to 447 code for a protein of 148 amino acids. Gene Ontology annotation, biological process: meiotic joint molecule formation; meiotic DNA recombinase assembly involved in reciprocal meiotic recombination; double-strand break repair via homologous recombination. Lineage: Eukaryota; Fungi; Ascomycota; Dothideomycetes; Mycosphaerellales; Teratosphaeriaceae. Gene Ontology annotation, cellular component: Swi5-Swi2 complex; Swi5-Sfr1 complex.
AUGGCCACGAAAGAAGCAGCGCAACCAGCCUCAAACUCAGCAGAUGCGAAGGAACAGAACAUUACCUCUUCCGCUUCCUCAGAUCCAUCUCCAACACAUCCCGAUUCCGAAGCGAAUCUUACAUCAACUCCGCGUCUGCAGGCGCUGGAAGCCAAAACGACAGCCCUGCGGACUACCUUGGCCUCUCUCGAAUCUCAGCGCUCCGCUCUCGUGGCUCAGGCAACAUCGCCAUCUAAUUCCGCUUCUUCGCACCACACGUCCGAAGAGGAUGAAACCCGCUCCGCCCUCGCAACUGCCAGCGCCGCCAUCAAACACCACAUCGCGUUGUUGCAGAAGUACAACGAAAUCAAGGAUAUUGGCCAGGGAUUGAUGGGUUUCAUCGCUGAUGAAAGGGGAGUCAGGAUUGCGGAUGUGAUGGAGGAAUUUGGCGUGGAUGGGAAAGAUUGA